This is a messenger RNA of Cladocopium goreaui, 2199 nucleotides long. The record is from the annotation of a GenBank genome assembly. Lineage: Eukaryota; Dinophyceae; Suessiales; Symbiodiniaceae.
GCAAAACGUGACUUCAAGAAAAACUUCAAGACCUACAAGGAUACCAAGAAGAAAGUCAAGGAGAUAAAGAAAUCACGUGUUGGUCCUUCGUACUAUCCAGUAGUUGCGAUGCCCCCUGAUGGAGCCUCCUCUGCAAGUGGUAGCCAACAGACCAAUGUAAAGCCUUUCAGAAAUGAUCGCAAAGAACAGCCAAAGAAGAAGGGUGAGAAUCGUGGUUACAAGCCAUCCAGCCGAAAAGAGGAUGCCAAUUUCACUGAAACAGAGGUUGUCACUCAGUUCAACUACAUGGAGAUCACCUUGCCUGCUGUGGAGUUGAAGGGCUUCAAUGGUAAGACCGAGACCACGACCCGAGGUCUUCGUUGGACGGUGUGUUUGGGGAUACGACCACCUUCACAAGACCGCCGUCCAGUUCCAUCCAUGAGUGUUGCCAUCUUUGCCUUCCGUGUGCCCGACCAGCCAAAAGAAUUUGCCAAUGAAAUGGCUGAGCCACGCAGUGAUGCCAGUCUGCGAAUGACGUUGUCACGCUUGGCAACACAGCCUGAUAAGGUCAAAGCCGAACUGAAGCAAUGGCUUGGUGAUCAAGCUCAUGUCUUGGAUAAGAAGGCAUGGGCCGAGUUGUGUUUGGAAAAUGCUUGGGAAGUCCGCAUAGAUCAGUGUGCCUUGGGACUUCGAUCACCGAAAUCAGAUUUGCCUGUUUUCAAGCCGACCCGAAUUGUAACCAGUGACGCCACUUUGGCAUCAGGCCUGAGACCUCUGCCAGAGGAUGAAGCUGCAUUCCGUGAACUCUCAAAAGAGCUUGCUGUAGGCCAGUUGGCCCCAGAUAUGGAGCGUGCCGACAACCAGCUGAAACAUCACUUUGGUUCAUACAUAGAUUUGUAUCCCUCAAAGCCUGAAGAUUUAGACAUGGAACUAGAAGAUGAUGUUCAAAGGGAACCUGAUGAGCCCGAGCAAAACGAAGAGGGCGCACCCAGAAAAAUCAGGCGAAGGUUUUACAGGUCUGAAGACUAUUGGAAGAAACGUGCGGCUGGCAUGCCGCCACUUGGACCCUUGCACGAAGGUCCACAGCCUCAAGUCAUCCGAAGCAUGGAUGCAAUUCCCGAUGCUUCUGGUCCUCACUUGCCUGACGAUGAUCAUGUUGAGAAGAGACGAAGGGUGACCAUAGAUUCUGAUAUAGAAGAACAAGAAUAUGAACCUUCCAUAGGAGAAACACCAACUGGAGAAGUUCCGGAAGUUCCGCAAAACCCUGAUCCAGAACCUUUGGAAGAUGUUCCUGCAGAGUCAUCAGAAUCAAGUCCGCCACCCGAUACAGAUCAAGUGAUGGAAGACUUGCAGCGUGCUGUCGAAACUCCUGUGCCAUCAGGAGACGAUGAUAGCCUCCAUGUCGCCAGCCGUUCCUUUGGCCAUCGGGACGAAGUCCUGGAAGUGUCCCUAAAUGUCAUGCCAGAGGACAUCACCGAAGAUCCACUACCCAUCUCCCAGUUUGCCAUGUCACAGCCCAACAAGAAGGCCAUGACGAGCGCACUCGAGACGCCUCUCAAUGAUGGUGAGAUCGUUUUCAUUUCGGGCCUGCUGCAUCGCGCCAUUGCCUUCAACCAAGGUGCCAAGGUGUUAGCCUCAUUCCGAGCGUCACUGGCCCCGAAGCAAGAGCAUGCGCCGGCCACCUACAUGAUUGAUGAGAUGAAGAACAUGUAUGAAGCUGGAAAAGGAUAUCCAGAGGUUGCCUCAGCCGGGAUGACAGAUGCAUCCAAGCGUCGUUUUGACGAUGCGCAUGAAGCCGAGAGCCUAGCCUCCUUCUCCGAUUGGAGCGCAGUUCAUGAAUGUGGAGCUGAUGGGCCGCCUGUGCCGGUGACUCUCAAGCCCUAUAAGGAGAUGAUGUUCAACCAUGUGAACAAACAUGUUCAGCCGCCUGAGAAGGACAUGACCUUCAGUCAGUGGGGAAAGACAGAGUGCCAGUUGCCGAAAGUUCAGGACCUCAAGCUGAACUACAAGCAGCUGAUCUUCAAAGCCAACUCAGAUGCAGAGCUCCGAGACUAUUUGGUGUGGUUGAAAGGCCGAUUUGGCACCAAUGAGACCGGAGAGCCCAAGGGUAAGGUUACUAUGGCCGUGGACCUUGCGAUGUAUCUGGAAGCUGUUGGAUGGAGUCCAUGCAAGGACAAUGGAUCUACAGCUGUUGCUUUCAGUCGCAAAUUCAAAGACUGA